Molecule: messenger RNA, 588 nt
Organism: Drosophila innubila
Lineage: Eukaryota; Metazoa; Arthropoda; Insecta; Diptera; Drosophilidae
Exons: 1
Coding region: 3-551 (182 amino acids)
Source: RefSeq, a predicted model, not a curated record
UGAUGAACUUAGCUGAAUUUCUGAUGCUAAUAUAUUAUUUUUAUUUUACGACAAAUAUUAACAAUCGAUUGAAUCGAAAUACCGGAAAUUGUUCCUAUGCGGAUGAGGUGCCACUUUCGUAUAUUUGCUCGGGUGUCGUUACCGAAGACAUUAUGAUACGGUGGCAUGAUCUCAGGACGAGUGUUGGCAGUACCUAUAUGCUCUGGGGCUCCUCUGGUGGAGACAAGUCGAUUUUAUUGGUGUCUUUCGGAAGUUCAUUGUUGAUUCAUUACAAAACGAUAAAGAUCAAAUCGAUAACAUUUCAGAUAACGGGUGAAACAAAUGACAGGAAUUUCAGUGUGAUCUUAAGUGAAUCGAAAACACAUUGCUUUAAAAUAGGAUUACGCUACUUGAGCAAUCUGAAAAGAAAUUGUCUAAAGGAGAACUACAAUGAGGACGAUAUUGUUGACUAUCCAAUUAUACAUUAUGGGCUCAAAAAUGGACGUCGAAAUUUAAUUGCAUCCUCAAGAAAAAUUAUGGUCAUUUUGUUGCUAACGUUGUUCGUAUUUUAAUACUCAUAGUGUAAUAUAAAUUUAAAGAUAAUUAUUA